This is a messenger RNA of Pestalotiopsis fici W106-1, 3957 nucleotides long. RefSeq lists its product as uncharacterized. The transcript has 3 exons. Gene Ontology annotation, biological process: post-chaperonin tubulin folding pathway; tubulin complex assembly; microtubule cytoskeleton organization. The record is from RefSeq and is a predicted model, not a curated record. Lineage: Eukaryota; Fungi; Ascomycota; Sordariomycetes; Amphisphaeriales; Sporocadaceae. The coding region runs from base 1 to 3957 and encodes 1318 amino acids. Gene Ontology annotation, molecular function: beta-tubulin binding; GTPase activator activity.
AUGGAUGAGACGGAAUUGGAUCGCGAUAUCGUGAUACAGCGAUAUUCUGCUGAUCUCAUUACCGAUUUCGACCGCUCUUUGGAACCGUUCCUGAGGAAGCCAAACGGCGAGCUAAGAACACGAGUCCGCGAAAGGGAAACCUCGAGACUUGUAUCCCAAGUCUUGGAACCCUUUCAGGAGCUUCCUCAGUUGCUGGACCCGCAUCUGCCCAAAUACAUCCCUCUCCUGGCAGAGGCAUAUCUAGGCCAAGUUGCCAACCAUCGCAGGACAAAAUCCUUGUCUCUGCGGUCCCAGCUGCUGACACCACUCUCCAAUGCAAUCUGCCGCAUCAUCUAUUCUUUUUGCAAGAUCAGGGGUGAGAAAGUCAUUGUCAGGUUCUUGAACGUAGAGACCAAGUAUCUCGAGCCGCUCCUAUAUGCCAUUGAAGACUCGAGCCGUCAAAGCGACGCAGCAAAGGGCAAUGGUGAGACGGUAGGUCUUUGGACUUGGCACGAGAGAUAUGUCAUACUCUUGUGGCUCUCGCAGCUCUUCUUUGCGCCCUUUGAUCUCUCCACCAUUUCCUCUGGGGACACUGAUGAUGCGGACCGCCCAGCGGUGCCGGGGUUUUCAUGGCCAGCACAUGUGCCGGGAAUAACCCUUCGAGUGAUCCCAUUGGCCAUUAGGUAUCUUGCUUCACCGGGCAAGGAGAGAGAUGGUACCAAAGCAUUACUCGUGCGACUUGCAAUGCGCAGAGACAUGCAAGAAAUUGGCAUACUCAGGUCAUUGGUCCAUUGGGCCCUCUUCACUCUACGUUCAGGCGAGGAGACUGCAGAAUCUCCAUACUACUACAUUGGUAGUCUAUCUCUGCUGGCUGGUAUCCUGCGAUCGUCGGCAGAUACAUCCAUCAUGGAUCCAUACCUGGACUCGGUCUUUUAUGCAGUUCAAGCCGUCUCCUCGGGGGACGAUAAUGUAUCCAAGAUGAUAAAUGGCUCGGCCUUGGCUCGCAAGAUGAUAAUCAAGGUUGUCAAGUCAGUCAUAGGGUUGGUCCUGCGAAAACCGCAACAGACAAUGGAGGAUACCGAGAUGGUGGAGACGGCCAUUGGCUACCUCCUGGAGAGUUUGGCAGAUAAUGAUACUCCUGUCAGAUUUGCCGCCAGUAAAGCUCUCAGCGUAAUCACGCUCAAGUUGGAGUCGGACAUGGCAUUGCAAGUAGUCGAAGCCGUCUUGGAGUCACUAAACCGCAACGUGCUCUGGGUCAAGUCAACAAUACCCGGAUCGACAGGCCGAACCCGGGACCUGACGGCCGUGGAUCCCUUGGAGUGGCACGGCUUGAUGCUGACGCUUUCUCAUCUGUUAUAUCGUCGAUCUCCACCUCCAGAGAUCCUUCCAGAUAUCAUCCACGCCUUGGUCAUGGGCCUCUCCUUUGAAAAACGAGGAACAGCCGGAGGUUCAACUGGCACAAACGUCAGAGAUGCUGCUUGCUUUGGCAUAUGGGCCCUCGGCCGACGCUACACAACCCAGGAACUCUUGAAAGUACCGAUGCGAACCUUUAGUCUCCCUGAACCAAAAGACCAAUUCCAAUCAGUCAUUCAGGUCCUGGCUAUUGAGUUGGUGGUUGCCGCUUCGCUAGAUCCAGCUGGCAACAUCCGCAGGGGGUCGUCCGCUGCACUGCAGGAGUUGAUUGGCAGACAUCCGGACACGGUCGAAGAGGGCAUCUCUGUAGUUCAGGCGGUAGACUAUCAUUCCGUUGCCUUGCGGUCAAGAGCUAUUCAUGAUGUCGCCCUUCGCGCAACCCGUCUGUCUACAAAGUAUGGACAUGGGAUCCGCCAAGCACUUCUGGGUUGGCGUGGCAUUGGCGAUGCGGAUGCAGCUGCCCGCAGGGUGGCCGCCACGUCUUUUGGAAGCUUGACGGCCGAGACUGGACAGAAGGCCUCCGAUCCAGUAGUCCACUUCAAUGAUGCUGCCGAGUUGGUGUUGGACCGUAUCAGUGCUCUUCAGACUCGUCAGGUGGAAGAGCGACAUGGUCUUUUGCUCAGCCUGGCAGCGCUGUACGAUACAAUCCCAACACUUUUGCCUAGAGAUUCAUGGCAGGACGCCCUACGACAAGUUCGGACAUCCAAGUAUCUGGAUGCUCUGACGGCUACAUUGCAAGACUACAACACUACGACAUAUCGCAAGCCUGAGCUUGUAGCAGAGGCUGUUGCCCGACUCGUGGUUUCUUCAUACCCGCUUUUGCUGGCUGCCCUCGUCAGUCAGGAGUCUGCACAGGAGUCUGCGAGCGCCACCGACCUUGAUCAUAAUCUGGUGCAGACCGGACCCUUCAUCACUAAUGAGCAUCACUUGCGUUCUGGUAUUUUGGCCAUAAAGUCAAAGAUGGAGGGUGAGGUACAGGCAGACAGCCACCAGCUCAAAGGUGUCUUCUCCGUCUUACAUGAUGCUCUGCUCUCAUGGCUUGAUCAAAGUGAGACUGAGGUUGUUGAUGCAGUAGCUCCUGCUUCUUCAAUGCUUUUACUAUUCUCAAAGACUGAGGAACAGAUCCAGUUCUUGCUCAAAAUGGUGGAAGUGAUCAGUGACCCCAAGAGUUCUCGCAAAAAGCAUGGAUAUGGUUAUUUCUUUGCUUUAGCGCAAGCCUAUCACGUUGCUGCUACCUUGCCGGAUGAUAAGAAAACGCUUUUGCGUAUCAUAGAUGCCUUCAAAUCUCGUUGGUCGUCUGAAAGAGAGAUUGAGAGUCGUGUAGCUAUGCUUCAAAGCCUUGCGGGCAAGGACAUUCUGCGUUACGAGACAUUGGGAUUUGUUCCCAUGAUUUCGGAAGGGCUUGAUGAUUAUACGACCAAUGCGAGAGGCGAUAUUGGUUCACACGUGCGCCUGGAGGCUCUCAAGGCUACUCGUACGAUUUGGAAGUCAUGCACAGAGAGCGUCCAAGGAGAAAUCAGCAGCGAGGCGUUGAGCCUUUUCCCCAAAGUUCUCAGAUUGGCUGCGGAGAAGUUGGAUCGAGUUCGCAUCGAGGCACAGGCUACAUUGGGCCUCUUGCUAGCAACAAGCCAUACGGAUAUCCUCAGGCAGGUUUCAUUUUCGUCUCGAGAAUAUUUUAUUCGGCUGUUCUCUCUAUGCAAGCCACAUCAGUUCAAAGAGCCAGUAGCUAACGCCUGGACACUGAGCGAGUCCGAGUGCAUCUCGAGCCUACUGGCUGGUCUGGUCACGUCAGCAGACACGGGCAACGAGGAUCUGGUGAUCGCCAGCCGUGCUGCCGUGGCGGGGAUCAGUAGGAUCUCAGACGACGAUCUCUCGAGGAUCUGCAUGGCUCUAUUCCACAACCUUAAGCUCUACCAAGGCCAAGAUCGGGUCAUUGUGCCCACGCUGGAGCUCGUGGCGUAUCUCUUCCAGAUCGGCGCGGCCCAAGGCUGCCAUGAUCUCAACAUGCGUCAGCUCUGCCUCUUGACGCAAAAGGCGGGUUACAAGACGGGCAAUGUGCGCAAGCUGGAAGCAUGCAUCAAGGUCUACGGCGGCAUCGCGUCGUUGUCGUUGUCUCCUGCCAGUAUUACUACUACUACUACUGUCAUGACAAGGACGACAGGAGCAGAAACAACAGAUGAACAUGAUACUGGUGAUAUGACGUCUGAACUAGGGCUGAAGAGGAAGGAGGGCAUCGCAGAGUCGAAACGGAGGUUGGGUGCCUUGUUGGUGCACCCCUGGCCAAGGGUCAGGAACCUGGUCAUUGAUGAACUGUGGGGCCUACUGAGCAUGUCGACACCGUCCUCCUUGUCGUCGUCUCCAGUAUUACCAUCAUCAUUGCUAAACUUGGACGGCGACGGCAGCGGGAGCAGCAGUAAUGACCUAUUGUCAGAUGCUACUGCUGCUGCUACUACUGCUCAACAUGUGCAAGCCCAGCUGCUGCAGGAUAAAAUGUUGAGUGUCGACUGGGGCAAGGCUGACAAGACUACCAUUAAAACAUUGGUGGGGAGUCUCGGGCUGGAUUAA